This is a messenger RNA of Alternaria alternata, 1349 nucleotides long. RefSeq lists its product as hypothetical. The coding region runs from base 323 to 1177 and encodes 284 amino acids. Lineage: Eukaryota; Fungi; Ascomycota; Dothideomycetes; Pleosporales; Pleosporaceae. The transcript is spliced from 3 exons. The record is from RefSeq and is a predicted model, not a curated record.
GUCACGACGCCCCCCGUUUCAACACCACCAGACGGCCCUGGGCAUCGUUGACCGAGCCUCCAGUUCAGCUCCAUCGCGCCUGUUGACUGUUGAACGACGACUCCAUCUCCGCCUUGAACGCCAUACUCAUCCAGCCCGACACCCACGGCCAACUGCUCACAGUCACUCACUUCGACCACUACGCACCCGCACCGCCGGACCAACCCACGCCCGCAAGGCCUUGCAUGUGUCCACGCCUCGGUGUAUAGGACUCCAGUGCGACACACACAAAUCGGGAACAUCGACCCACGCGCACUACUAACCAAACCAGCACAUCACCACCAUGGUCUACAUCAGAUUCGCCUCCGUCUUUGCGGCGGCCUCGAUGGUCAUGAUGGCCGCCGCUGCGGAUGAACAGCCGACAGCAACCAAGAUCAAGAACCCCAUCACCACACCAACAGUCACCCUGCCAGCAAGUGCCAUGACCAGCAUCGGUUGCUUUGAGACCUCAACCCCACUCGAGAACCACGGUCCAUACGGUUUCCAGUCGCCUGGUAACUGCCAACUCGUUUGCCUGGAGCAAAACAAGGACGUCAUGGGCCUGUCCAACGGCAAGGAAUGUUGGUGUGGUGACGAGAUACCCGCCAAAGAUUGGCAGACUAAGAACGAGACAUGCGGUACCCCCUGUGCCGGCGACGAUACGUCGCUAUGUGGUGGAAAGAACGUCUUGUGGGUCGUUCUCACAGGAAACACUCUGAACCCGGUCGACUAUUACGAGCCCGACGUGUCCAGCAGCAGCUCAGCAGCACCAAAGCCGUCGUCUGCUGCGCCAACAUCCACCGCUGCCGCCCAAGCGUCGGCCACUCCAUCCGAGGCGCCCAAGGAAGACGAAGACAGCAAACCAAACACAGUCGCCAUCGCAGUGGGUGUAGUCGUCGGCAUACUAGCCCUUGCCUCCAUCAUGUUUGGUGUAUGGUUCCUACUGCGCCGGAGACGUCAGCACCAAGCAGAAGAAGACUAUCGUCGCAACGCCGCCAACGUGAAUGCUUUCGUCAACGGUGGCAAGCUACACACCAGCAACUCGUCCAUGAACGACUCUCGUCUGGACCCAAGUUUCGUUGACCGGAGGCAGAGCAACGGCAGUAUUGCAGACAACGAGGACUACUCGAGGCGGAUAUUGAAGGUUACCAACGUAUAAGUGCCUUAGCCAAGGCAAUUAGCGCAACACGUGCGCUCUUCACGUCGACCCUUUUACACGACUGGCGUCGCUGACGAACACCUCAAUACCCCGACCACGCAUACACCUAAUCUCCUUCAUACAUGUCUCGCACCACGAUGCGCGCGAUCACGCUUUGACGACGAGAGUAAGA